This is a messenger RNA of Vanessa tameamea, 1509 nucleotides long. Its product is annotated as octopamine receptor beta-1R-like. Gene Ontology annotation, biological process: adenylate cyclase-activating adrenergic receptor signaling pathway. NCBI's taxonomy places the organism in Eukaryota, Metazoa, Arthropoda, Insecta, Lepidoptera, Nymphalidae. The transcript is spliced from 4 exons. The record is from RefSeq and is a predicted model, not a curated record. Gene Ontology annotation, molecular function: octopamine receptor activity. Gene Ontology annotation, cellular component: plasma membrane. Bases 116 to 1453 code for a protein of 445 amino acids.
AGCGAGGCACAAUGGGAGGGAGAAUUAAGGCGGGUCCGUACACAGUGGCCCCUUUUACCUUAACAAAAGAGAUAAACAUAACUUAAAGGAUCAAAAUUGAACAAAAUGUGAAAACAUGAGAGUUGAUAUCGACAUUGUAUUAAGCGAUACGCCACAGAACCUGACCCUCGACUUCAGAGAUCUAUCAACAUCAAUGUAUCUAACGGAUUCUUACGUCAACAAGAGUCUCGAGAUAAACGAGACGAUCAACGAUCUGGUCUACUCGAAUCAAUUCGAGGAUGACCCGAUCAUCGUGUUCUUUAUCAUUCUGAAGUGUAUCACAAUGCUCUUCAUAAUACUGGCUGCGAUAUUUGGUAAUUUGCUUGUGAUCGUAUCAGUCAUGAGACACAGGAAAUUGAGAGUGAUCACCAACUAUUUUGUCGUAUCGCUCGCGUUGGCGGAUAUGUUGGUUGCAAUAUGGGCUAUGUGCUUCAACUUUAGCGUCGAAAUCACAAAUGGACAAUGGCUUUUUGGAUACUUUAUGUGCGACGUCUGGAAUUCUCUGGACGUUUAUUUUUCAUCAGCAUCAAUAUUGCAUUUAUGUUGCAUAAGCGUUGACAGAUACUACGCCAUUGUUCAACCUUUGGACUACCCAUUGAUUAUGACGACCAGCAAGUUGGGCAUCAUGUUGGCGGUGGUGUGGUGCAGCCCCGCGUUGGUUUCGUUUCUACCUAUAUUUAUGGGAUGGUACACGACGCUUGAACAUCUGGACUUUCGGAAAAGGCACCCAAAAGUGUGCAGUUUCACGGUGAAUAGAGUGUACGCAGUGAUAUCCAGCAGUGUCAGUUUUUGGAUCCCGGGUGUGAUAAUGCUCUACAUGUACUAUCGGAUUUAUGUAGAGGCAGAUCGUCAAGAACGGAUGCUUUACAGGAGCAAAGUAGCGGCGUUACUCUUGGACAAGCACUUGCAAAUCAACGGGAUCUCGGUAGGCGAUGUGAUGAGAGAACGCCAGAGUAUUCAGAUGCAGCCAAUGGCGAGCAAUAAAAUGAAGAGAGAAAGGAAAGCAGCACGGACUCUUGGGAUCAUCAUGAGCGCAUUCUUGGCUUGCUGGCUGCCGUUUUUCUUAUGGUACAUAAUAACUGCUCUCUGUGGCGAGUCGUGUCCGUCACCACCACCGGUUGUGGCUGCAGUCUUCUGGGUUGGAUACUUCAACUCGGCUCUAAAUCCAUUAAUUUACGCGUAUUUCAACAGGGAUUUCCGAGCAGCAUUCAGGAAGACUUUAGACUCAUGUUGCAGAUCGAUAUGUGGUAACUUCGGUCGUCGCUACUGUCACCAGAUGCACCGUCGCGACCACCACUCAAACGCAUCAUCGGACAUCCACAUGAACAACUGCAUCAAGUCGACUUCAGCUGACGUACUCCGAGCACACCAGCCGUCAUGUUCAAGACCCGAAGACAUUAAUAUUGGAAGUUAAUUUAAUUGGUAUAAAGAGUUGGUUGUGAGCUUUGAGAUCUUGUAUAUUUAUAUAUU